Molecule: messenger RNA, 636 nt
Organism: Schistocerca cancellata (South American locust)
Lineage: Eukaryota; Metazoa; Arthropoda; Insecta; Orthoptera; Acrididae
Exons: 2
Coding region: 1-636 (211 amino acids)
Biological process (GO): detection of chemical stimulus involved in sensory perception of smell; sensory perception of smell
Cellular component (GO): plasma membrane
Molecular function (GO): olfactory receptor activity; odorant binding
Source: RefSeq, a predicted model, not a curated record
AUGGCGUUGCAGGUGAUCCUCUUCAUGACACACCGAGGCAGGACUCAGCAGCUGGUCCUGCGGCUCCUGCAGGCACGGAGGCUCUUCCCGGAGGACCGCACUGGGUCUCGAACUCGGCACCAGCGAAUAGCAGAGCGUCUCGGCCUUGGGUAUCAGGUGUCGGUGAUGGUGCCGGCGCUGCUGUGGGUGCUGACGCCGGCGCUCGUGGACGCCAUGUCUGCCCCGGCAGCCAACGGCACGGCAGCCACCAGGGGAACCCCCCUACCUGUGUGGGCACCCUUCGACCUGCAGCGCUCCCCCAACUACGAGCUGGUCUACGCGGUGCAGGCCGUCACCAAUGUGGUCAUGAACCUGACGGGCCUCUUCCUCGACGUCUUCUUCGUCACGCUCAUGCUGCACCUCACUGCCGAGCUGGACGUCCUCAACCUCAACGUGGCCUCCCUGCGCCCGUCUCCCGUAGCCCCUGCCGACAGUUUAGAAAGCCGGGACGGUGACUCUCUCGCCAAACAGGCCUCCACUGACGCCCCCUACACUGCACGGGGAGACUCGUUCCGUGUCCGCACAAGCACGUCCAGAUUUCACAUGUACCGACUCCUCGUGAAGAAUAUCCAGCAUCAUCAGAUGAUAAUCAUGUAA